AAAGUAAUUUUGGAAAAUAUCACAAAAGAAAUAAAGCAAAUUUUUAAUCUGCAGUCUAGUGAAAAUAUAAAAAUCAUAUUGAAAAAGUUAUAUUCCGUUUAGAAAUGUGUUGAAAACAAAGAAUACAACCACAAGUGAACCCUUUAUUAUUAGCAAAUAAGGGAAUAAUACAUGAAAUUCGGUUAAUACAAAUGGAAAUGAAUCGUUGAUGAUGACACUACAUGAAUAAAGUAAUAAAAUCAACCAACGUUGUGAACUUCUAUCAUUACUUAUCUCAAGCAAAACAGUGGAAAAAAGACAAAAACACAGAACAAUUUAGAUUUAAUCUAAAGUACAGUUGCUGACGCAGAGGGCGGACGCAUUGCUUGUGCUGGCGUUUGCAACACGCCCGCCCACAAAGCACCUAGCCGCUGAGGUUAUAGAACGGAAACCACCAACACAACAUUGCAACCACAAACACUUUAGUAUAGCAGCAGCUAAUAUACUCAACAUUAAAAUUCCAACAGCGCACAGCAUUGUACAUAGUCUGUUUACGGCAACGUUGACAAUAUCGCCCCAAUCAUCGUUGAUUUUGAACAACGAAAGAAGAUUGUAGCAGUAAGUGGACGAUAGGCAAUUAACAUCAAAUAUGGCCAGCUUAUCGGACCGGAAGCGAAAUACGUUUUUAAGUUACGUUGCACCCUCGCCUGGAGAUAUACCCCGACAGGAAGGCAGUGAUGACUGGCUGCCAACAGAGUUGCGCGACCUUCAUUUGGCUAAACCGCGUCUAUUACCAAGUGAAUUAGUGGUGGCGUCGGCACCAGCAUAUCUGAUCUCUGCCAUAAUGCCUGCACCCACUGAAGGCAGUGAACUAGAUAUGUCACGCCAGGCAGUAUUUGGUUUGUUGAGUGUGACCAAUUUUAAAAUGGCUUUUGUACCGCUACAACGCCAGCAACAAGAAUCGCCACCCCAAGAGUCGUAUCAGGAGCAUCUCUACUUGCAACGUAAUGACGUUACACUCAAUAAUAUCGAUUAUGUUUAUCAACUUGCAGAAGGUAGCCGAGUAAGCGUAAGCGCUCUCAGCGGUGGAAAUAAACGCAAAAAACUCGACGCACAACAAAAAGUCAUGAGCGGGCGUAUUACAGCGCUACAUAUUAUAUGCAAAAACUUCCGAUUACUUAAGUUCGCCUUUCAAAAUUCGAGAUCUGGUCCCGAUUAUGGAAAACUAAUUGCUUCUGCUUUGGCACGUUUCGCUUAUCCAUCACGUCAUGAUCUCAGUUUUGCCUACUGCUAUCGCGAGCCAUAUUAUUCCAUGUUGGGAAAGUCCAGCGUUACUAUGUAUAACUCAAAAAACGACUGGGCACGUGAGCUAAUACGGUGUGGCGCAACCGAAUGGCAAGUUGUGAGCGCUGAAAACGUGCCACAAUUACAAAAUGUAUUACAGGCACCCAAGUACACUCUGCCACCUCAUUUUGUUAUACCCAAAUGCUGCACUGUUGAUCGUUUCCUAGACCUUUCACGUGCAUUUUAUGAUUCACGUGCGGCUUUUUGGGUCUUUGGCUAUGGUAGCGCGUCACUAGUCCGUUUGGCUGAAUUGAAACCUGCAAUGCAGCAAGACACGAAAGUGGAGAACGUAACGCUGGAGCUGGUGAGAAAAUGUGAUGAAAAGCGUACGUUAAAGCUUUUACAACUGACAGAUCGUCUGCCUAGUAUACAAGAUGUACAACGCGCAUAUCUAAAGUUUCGACGUCUAUGCACACCCGAGAGUCCACAAGAAUUUCUCGUUCAGGACUCUAAAUUUCUAACAAAUGUAGAGAAAUCAAAUUGGCUCUUCUAUGUAUCGCUGUGCUUGCGUUAUUCGUGUGAAGCGGCAGAAUCAUUGCGUGCUGGUACGACAUGCGUUUUGCAAGAGACUAAUGGUCGAGAUUUGUGUUGUAUAGUCUCAAGCUUAACGCAAAUAAUACUAGAUCCUCUCUAUCGAACAAUUGACGGCUUCCAGUCGUUAGUGCAAAAGGAAUGGGUGGCUUUGGAGCAUCCGUUUCAAACACGUUUGGGUCAUGUGCGCGGUGAAGCAGCCGAAGAAGAUGAGAGUCCUGUAUUUCUACUCUUCCUCGACUGUGUAUGGCAAUUGCUGCAGCAAUAUCCGGAUGAAUUUGAAUACAGCCAGACCUAUCUGACGACUUUGUGGGAUGCCUGUUUUCUGCCCAUCUUCGACACAUUUCAGUUCGACACUGAGGCCGAACGUGCACGGGCAGUCAAUUUUGGCAAUCUGGUAUUGCGACCUGUAUGGGAUUGGGGUGAACAGUUUGCCGAAAAGGACAAGGUCUUCUUUACGAAUCCCUUCUAUCAACGACAACGUCAAGAGCAACCGAAUCGACGUUCCAUAGCGAUACCUGCAGGUGCUAUAAUGCUGCCAGGACUCGCACAAAUGCCGUCAAUGAAACAUGGACAACAACAACGCUUUACCACAAUCAAUCCACAAACGUUUGUGACCGCAUCAACCAUACCAAAGGAUCGUUACUUGGAGCCACACCAUGGUAUGGCAACAUUAGCCAUAUGGGAGCAAUGUUAUUAUCGUUGGAUGCCGAUAUUAGAAAUCAAACAUGGUGGUUUUCCACAAAUCGAUCUAAAUCAUCGUUUACUGCUAAGCAACAUUGCUAAAUUACAACGUUGCAUAGAGUUGCAGGACUUCGAUGAUCUACCAGACAUUUAUUACGACAAAACCGGUGAGCAACGACCGGUUGUCGAUAGCACCACAACCAGGCGACGCAAUAGCAUUGAAAUGAUCGAUGGUGUCGAACGUCGGCGAAAGUCUUCUUUACCAGCCACACUAAAUGGCCUGAGUAGCAGUGGUUUGUUGCCAGAGAUAUCAUCAUUUUUCCCCUUUAGCAUAAACACUGGCGAAUCAGAGCAGCUUAUUGACAUACUAACAAACAGUAAUGAAUUCUUAUUAGAAGGUUCAUUUAUGGAACGUCUAUCCAUCGCAUAGCAUACAGAGUUCAAAGACACGGUUAUGUUUCAGCAGCUAAAUUGAAUUAAGUUGAAAAGCUAAAAUCGAAUUUCGUGAUGAAAGUGAUUGCUUAACCAGUUUCUUGUUAUUUAUAUACCAAUGAAAAUCGAAAAUCGAACAGUUUGAAAUUUACUCAAAUCAUACACUACCAAACCACUCCAAUCCGUGGAAAAAUGAUUAUCAACAAAAAGAAAAAAUAAAAAAUCUAAAUUCUUUAUACAUACCUUAUAUGAGAACGUUAUAGUAUUAUUAAACAUUUUUUCGCUACUUUCUUUUUCUCUUGAGAACACUGAGCUUUUGUUUAUACAAAUUUUAUACAAAUCAAUAUUGACUUUAAAUAUUUAAUAUUAUUUUACUAAAAAAAAGAAAAUUCAAUGACGGCAGUUUUUUCUAUCAUAACCAUUCUUACUCGGUAUUUAUGUAUGAACUAUUUGUAUUAUAUACGCGUGUUUAAAUAUUUAUUAAGUGCAAUUAGUAUUUGCUCCGAUAAUCUACACUUAAUGAAGUGGUGUAUAUUGUAUGCUAACAGGCUAAAAGUUGCGAUCAAUAAGAAUACAACGAUUUUAUCCAAACCACAGGAUAAGAAUAAAAAUCCAAAUAUCACCACACUAUUGUCGUUGCAUUAUGAUAGUGAUAAAAAA
Messenger RNA from Ceratitis capitata (Mediterranean fruit fly), 3630 nucleotides. RefSeq names its product myotubularin-related protein 10-B. The record is from RefSeq and is a predicted model, not a curated record. Bases 629 to 2968 code for a protein of 779 amino acids. The transcript has 2 exons. NCBI's taxonomy places the organism in Eukaryota, Metazoa, Arthropoda, Insecta, Diptera, Tephritidae.